AUGGCGCCGGCGGAAGGGGCAGGAUACGGCCCGGUAGCGAUGGCAGCGUCGAGGCUGGAGCUUAACCUGGUGAGGCUGCUGUGCCGCUGCGAGGCAAUGGCAGCGGAGAAGCGGGACCCAGAUGAGUGGCGCCUGGAGAAGUAUGUGGGGGCCCUGGAGGACAUGCUUCAGGCCCUGAAAGCCCAAGCCAGCAAACCAGCCUCCGAGGUGAUCAAUGAAUAUUCCCGCAAGGUGGAUUUUCUGAAGGGGAUGCUGCAGGCAGAAAAGUUGACUUCCUCCUCAGAGAAGGCACUAGCCAACCAGUUCCUGACCCCUGGUCGCGUGCCGACCAUGGCCAGGGAGCGUGUGCCUGCCACCAAGACGGUACAUCUGCAGUCCCGGGCACGGUACACCAGCGAGAUGCGGAGUGAGCUGCUAGGCAUGGACUCUGCUGGAGAGCCCGAGCAGGACCUGAGGAAGCGAAGUGGGGUGGCGGGGCCCAGGCCUGUGGACGAGAAGCAGUCAGCAGCUGAGCUGGACCUUGUCCUGCAACGACACCAGAACCUCCAGGAGAAGCUGUCAGAGGAGAUGCUAGACCUGGCCCGGAGCCUCAAGACCAACACGCUGGCUGCCCAGAGCGUCAUCAAGAAGGACAACCAGACGCUGUCACACUCACUCAAGAUGGCUGACCAGAACCUGGAGAAGCUGAAGACAGAGUCGGAGCGGCUGGAGCAGCACGCACAGAAGUCGGUCAACUGGCUGCUCUGGGCCAUGCUCAUUAUCGUCUGCUUCAUCUUCAUCAGCAUGAUCCUCUUCAUCCGAAUCAUGCCCAAGCUCAAAUAAAGACUGGCUCCACCCUG
Messenger RNA from Urocitellus parryii (Arctic ground squirrel), 839 nucleotides. RefSeq names its product unconventional SNARE in the ER 1 (gene Use1). The record is from RefSeq and is a predicted model, not a curated record. Gene Ontology annotation, biological process: retrograde vesicle-mediated transport, Golgi to endoplasmic reticulum. Gene Ontology annotation, molecular function: SNAP receptor activity. Gene Ontology annotation, cellular component: endoplasmic reticulum; SNARE complex. NCBI's taxonomy places the organism in Eukaryota, Metazoa, Chordata, Mammalia, Rodentia, Sciuridae.